Molecule: messenger RNA, 1595 nt
Organism: Engraulis encrasicolus (European anchovy)
Lineage: Eukaryota; Metazoa; Chordata; Actinopteri; Clupeiformes; Engraulidae
Gene: b3galt8
Product: beta-1,3-galactosyltransferase 8
Exons: 1
Coding region: 246-1217 (323 amino acids)
Cellular component (GO): Golgi membrane
Molecular function (GO): N-acetyl-beta-D-glucosaminide beta-(1,3)-galactosyltransferase activity
Source: RefSeq, a predicted model, not a curated record
UAUCAGUGUUUACAAAAAGGACACUUCCUUCCAUCUUAUUCAGUUUUUUUACGAUUCAUAUUAUUAAAUACAACGGACAAUCUUGUCUCCUCAACCCGGGAUGUUUGGCUAUCCCCUGCGGUUGGGAGUGGCUUGGGUGGUUGGUCUGUGCGCGAAGACCUGUCUCCUUUUCCGGGUGGUGUUUUUACAAGUACAUUCAUAUUCUCUCUCUGCCACACCUUCCAUCUUUAACUUAUUAGCCUACAAUGAGAGUUCACAGUUUAGCAAAAUAUCUACUUCUCGUCGGAUUUAUAACUUUUCUGGUGAAUGCCUUUUUGAAGACGGGAUACUUUGACUCGAAGAACAACGACAAGCAAACGCCAAUUACCGCUGACCUGUUCAAAGUGAUAUCUCCUUCAACUUACAGGUUCAUUUUGAAUCAACCUGCAGCGUGUGAACAGAAUCCGGACCUCGUUUUGCUGGUCCCAGUGGCGCCUGGCGAUAGCGAGUCGAGGAACGCUGUUAGGGGGACAUGGGGAAAACGGGAUGUGGUCCCAAAUAAGAAGAUAAUCAAACUAUUUUUCAUCGGAGUCUUGGAAGGCGAACAAAACGACAAGGUCAACGAUGGCCUCACACGAGAAAACCUUUUGCAUGGCGAUAUCAUUCUCAUGGAUUUUUUGGACAGCUACCACAACCUGACGGUGAAGACCAUGAUGAUGAUGAGCUGGAUUGCCAAUUAUUGUCGGAGUGCCUCUUAUGUUAUGAAGAUUGACGCAGAUAUCUUUCUCAACAUCUAUUACCUGAUUAACUUUUUGCCUUUUCCACCAAAAGCCAAUUUCAUCACCGGGUCGGUCAUCAAUGAUGGCGCGCCUCGAAGGAAUGCAAAGAGCAAAUGGUAUCUGUCAGAAGAGGUGUACCCGGAUUCCACAUUUCCCCCUUAUCUUUCAGGGGCUGGAUACGUGUUCACAACAGACCUCGCCGCAAAAAUAUCCUUGGCUCCAUCAAGAUAUGUGCGUCCGAUUCCAAUGGAGGACGUUUAUGUGGGAUUGUGUCUCAAAAAAGUUGGUGUCAGGCCGGUGUAUGGCAGAAGUAUGUUUUGGUUGAGAAAUCUUUUUGAAGUGCGCCACUUGCCCUAUGACAGGUGCGCUUUCGCCAAACUUAUCAUAGUCACAGACUUCCCCCCUGCCGAGCUGCUGAGAACUUGGUCAGAUUUUGAGAAAGAACAUGAUGCAUGCUGAUAUGCGUAGGCCUAUGUUAUUAAAUUAUUAUACAGGCCUAACCUCGCAAGACGACACUGGGAGUUAACCAAAGAUGUGUUUUGUAUGUUUUAUGGAAGUUGACGGCAGGGAAUUCCAAACACAUGUAGGCCUAUAUUUAAUAAUAGGCCUAUACGUUUUCUAUUUAAGUGCAAUUUAUGUUUAUUUGUAUUGUGCUUUUUAUACUUUUUGUUAUGUGUUGUACGCAAUUGUGUGCCUUUCUGAUUUCUGCAAUAUACGAUUUUCUAUGGGUUAAUUCACUGAGAACACGAAACUCUGCGGAAGUGUUCGCCUAUGUGCCUUUGGAUAUUUUGGCUGUGUUUUGUACUGCUGAAGAGUAUUAUUAAAACGUUUACCAUC